Dendrobium catenatum is the source of this 1664-nucleotide messenger RNA. Its product is annotated as protein ASYMMETRIC LEAVES 2. The transcript is spliced from 3 exons. The record is from RefSeq and is a predicted model, not a curated record. Bases 502 to 1344 code for a protein of 280 amino acids. NCBI's taxonomy places the organism in Eukaryota, Viridiplantae, Streptophyta, Magnoliopsida, Asparagales, Orchidaceae.
UAGGGAUCUGUAACGUGAAACCCUCUCUCUCUCUCUCUUCUAUCUCUCUUUCUCUCUCUUCAGCGGACCGGAAAUCCAUGCGGCUAUGGCGGUCUCCCUCCCUUCUUCUCCUCCUUGUUUUUCUCCCAAUUCCGUCAUUUCCAAAUUAUUUUCUCUCGUUUUACCUUUAUACCAUUUCUAAGCUGAGCUAAAUCCAAAAAACUGAAAGCUACUUCUCCGCCGCCGCCGCCUCCUCCUCAGCCGCCGCCGGCUUAGGGGGAAAUUUUUCGCGAGAUCUUCUCCAGCCGCGGCGGAGAUCGCCUGCGAAACGAUCUCCGAUUUCCCGCUAUCCUCCUCCGAUCCGAUUGAGCUCCCGCCGCCUGAGAUCUAAUCUGAUCAGAGUUUCCGGGAACCCUAACCCUAGCGAGAGCGCGACAAGGAAAGGAGACAAAAGGCCGACAGAGAAAUAUAGAAAUAGGGAGAGGAAAAGAAAGAGAGAGAUAUUGAAAUCGAACGAAGUGGAUGUCGUCGUCGUCGAACUCGCCGUGCGCGGCGUGCAAAUUUCUCCGACGAAAAUGCAUGCCGACCGGUUGCAUAUUCGCGCCAUACUUCCCGCCAGACAAUCCGACAAAAUUCAUUCAUGUUCACCGGGUGUUCGGCGCCAGCAACGUCUCCAAGCUUCUCAACGAACUUUCGCCGGCGCAGCGCGAAGACGCCGUCAACUCGCUGGCCUACGAGGCCGAGGCGCGCCUUCACGAUCCUGUGCUUGGAUGCGUCGGCUAUAUCUCCCUGCUUCAGCAUCGCCUAAUGCAGCUCCAGCGCGAUUUAUCGGCUGCUAAGAGGGAGCUAUCGCUCUGUAUCUGCCCGGGCCCACAAAACCAAUUCUAUGCCGAGGCCAUGGCCGUGAGGGCUGGGCUCGCCGGUCAGGGAUCGGCUUCAACAUCUGCGGCGCCACCGAUGUAUAAAGAUCAACAACAUCAUCAAUAUCAACAUCAUCACCAUCAGCAGCAGCAGCAGCAGCAGAUGAUGGUGGAAAUACAGCAGCUCGCAGAGGUUGUGGCAGCGGAGAGAGAGCAUGAGAUGCUGAGGAGGAGAGAGCAUGAGAUACUGCGGAGCAUAGAGCAGCAACAUGUAUUGGCGAGGCUUAUCGGAGAUGGAAGCAGUGGUGGGGCGGCGGCGGCUGAGGCUUCUCCGCCGCUGGCGUUGGUUUCCCCGCACAUUAGUGGGUUUGAAGGCUCGUUUGCGGAGCUGCAGCAUCAACAAGGGUUGCAGUUCCAAGAAGGGAGUGGCCUUCGUCUUCAUCAUAAUUUUCAUCAGAGGAGAAGGUUCGAUGAGGAGAGAAGUGGAGAGGGUCCUUCUUCUUGACUUCUUUAACUAUUCGUUGAAUUUUAGACCGCGCUUGAUCUUCUUUUGGUGGUUCAGCUUUCAGCUUUUCAGCGUAGAGAUUGCUGCAUUCAUCCUAAGCUCCGACAGACUGCAGAGGUGGUCAUUUGUUCAUCUGACACCACAAUUAAAUUCAUAUGCUGACAGAUUAAUUCUCUGUGCACGAUGGAUCACGUUUCAGGCCUAUAUUUCAAGCGCAAGAAAGGAACAUACGGCGGGAGAGACCUGAAAGUUUUUUUAUUGAUUCUUAAAGCAGUUUUUGAAUACAAAAAUAUUAAAUUUUGUACUAAAAAUUUGUUUUA